UACUAACAUUACAUUAUAUACUGUAUCUGUUUAGCACCUUCGGCAAAUAUUUGGCUCCAAUUUUACCUCCAUCGAGGCUUACUUAUCACUUACCGUAUUCUUAAACAAUCCAAUGAUUAACCAUGUUCAUUUGUUGCAAGAUGUACAUUUUGCAUUGGAUCAAGAUAAACCGUGAUUUGAUAAUUUGUGAACCUACUUACACAUACAGUAGCUACUUCUACUCUCAUAGAUUUGUCCAUUUAUCCAUCCAUUUUCUGUGCCGCUUAUCCUCACUAGGGUCGCGGGUGUGCUGAAGGCUAUCCCAGCUUUCUUCGGGCGAGUGGCGGGGUACACCCUGAAUUGGUUGCCAGCCAAUCGCAGGGCACAUACAGUAUAAACAAACAACCAUUCGCACUGACAUUCACACCUACGGGCAAUUUCGAGUCUUCAAUCAACCUACCAUGCAUGUUUUUGGGAUGUGGAAGGAAACCGGUAACAAACUAGCACAGUAUAAUACAGUAUAUAGUUUACAAUAGUACUACCACGGUAAUACUAUUAUAGACUUUGAUAACAUACCAGGAUCGUGUUUUAUUUGUUUUACAAAAAAUGUAAACUAAUUACCUCCAUGUUGCAGAAGCGCAACCUGCAUUUAUCACAAGAAAAUAUAAAAAUAUUUAUAUAACUUAGAAUUAUUAUCCAUCCAUCCAUCCAUUUUCUGAGCCGCUUCUCCUCACUAGGGUCGCGGGCGUGCUGGAGCCUAUCCCAGCUGUCAUCGGGCAGGAGGCGGGGUACACCCUGAACUGGUUGCCAGCCAAUCGCAGGGCACAUCGAAACAAACAACCAUUCGCACUCACAGUCAUGCCUACGGGCAAUUUAGAGUCUCCAAUUAAUGCAUGUUUUUGGGAUGUGGGAGGAAACCGGAGUGCCCGGAGAAAACCCACGCAGGCACGGGGAGAACAUGCAAACUCCACACAGGCGGGGACGGGGAUUGAACCCCGCACCUCAGAACUCUUUCCUGCAUGCCUGCAGAGCAUUGGCAGUCUGCGCCGUCAUCACUGGCUUCUUUGGUGGCGUUCUCACUCUCAUUGGCAUGAAGUGCACCAAAAUAGGUGGAUCAGAGGUUGCAAAUGCAAGAGUGACCUUUGCAGGCGGAAUCACCUAUCUCACCUCAGGCUUCUGUGGCAUAAUCACUUACUCCUGGUGGGCCAACAGAGUCAUCACAGAAUUCCUCAACCCAAAUUUCAGGGCACAAAAAUUUGAGCUUGGAGCUGCUGUUUUCAUUGGCUGGGCGGGCUCCAUCCUUUUGCUGUCUGGUGGGACUGUGCUCACUUACUUCUCUGGAAAAGAAGGUCUUCCAUCAGGUUCCUCAAACCGGACACAUAGACCAGCCACAGCCCGGACCAGAAAGACCUACAUGCUGCCACCCACCUCAUCCAGGGUCACUCUGAGGCCACCGCUGUUUUAUGAGGGAAGGAAGAGUCGACCGAGCAGAGUGGCAACAAAGACAACUGGCACCUUCAGUAGGGAGGACUUUGUCUGAGCAAAAGGAGUAUUAUAAAGCGGACUUAUAUUGAUAAAAGACCACACCGGUAUUGGCCAUUCUUCUUGCUAAACCACAAAUGAGUUGCUUAAUGUCAAUUGACAGUCAAUGUUUUUAAAAACAAGUUUACUUACGUCUAACAUGAAAGUGUUGCCUCUUUAUUGUAACACACCAUGUUAUUGAUGAAUGUUUCAUAAUGAGCUUAUUGUCACUGUGCAUUAUUCGGAAAUUACCUUCUUCAGACUUCUUACUGGCUAAAAUAAAUAAGGGUUAUAGCCCCCCUUGUUCCUUUGGCAUGACCUUAAGAGACUGCAAAUGUCUCUUCAGGAAGGACAUUUUUUCUUGUACAGUUAAUAAUCAUUUACUAUAAACACGACACUAUGCUGCAGAGAUACAUGCUACUACAAACCCCAAUUCCAAUGAAGUUGUGACAUUGUGUAAAACGUAAAAAAAAACAGAAUACAGUGAUUUGAAAAUCCUUUUCAACCUACUGUAUUCAAUUGAAUACACUACAAAGACAAUAUAUUUAAUGUUCAAUGUUCAAUUCAAGGCGGCACGGUGGCCGGCUAGUUAGAGCGUCAGCCUCACAGUACUGAGGACAGGGGUUCAAUCCCCGGCCCCGCCUGUGUGGAGUUUGCAUGUUCUCCCCGUGCCUGCGUGGGUUUUCUCCGGGCACUCCGGUUACCUCCCACAUCCCAAAAACAUGCAUGAAUUGGAGACUCUGAAUUGCCCGUAGGUGUGAUUGUGAGUGUGAAUGGUUGUUUGUUUGAAUGUGCCCUGCGAUUGGCUGGCAACCAGUUCAGGAUGUACCCCGCCUCCUGCCCGAUGAUAGCUGGGAUAGGCUACAGCACGCCCGUGACCCUAGUGAGGAGAAGCGGCUCAGAAAAUGGAUGGAUGGAUGUUAAAUUCAAACUGAUGAAUGUUAUUGUUAAAUUUCAAAUAUCUCUUCCUAUUUUGAAUUUGAUGCCAGCAACAAAAGACUGAGAAAGUUGAGGAAUUCUUGAAAAAAGGAAAAAGAAGAAAGAAAAAACACCCUUCUGGAACAUUUCAGAGAUGAACAGGUUCAUUGGAAAUAUGGAGGUGAGGUGCAGGUCACUAUAUCUACAAAUGCAAGUUAAAACUCUAUCAUUCAAAGCGAAAGCCAUAUAUCAACAACACCCAGAAACGCCGCCGGCUUCUGUGAGCCCGAGCUAAUCUGAGAGGGACAUAUGCAAAGUGGAAAACUGUAUUGUAGUCUGACGGGUCCACGUUUCAAAUUGUUUUGGGAAAUCAUGUUUGUCGUGUCCUGCGGGCUAAAGAGGAAAAGGACAAUCCGGAUUGUUAUCAGCGCAAAGUUCAAAUGCCAUUUGAUGGUAUGGGGGUGUGUUAGUGCCCAUGGAAUGGGUAAUUCUCACAUAUGUGAAGGCACAAUUAAUGCUGAAAGGUACAUACAGGUUUUAGAGCAACAUAUGCUGCCAUCCAAGCAACAUCUUUUUCAGGGACAUACCUGCUAAUUUCAGCAAGGUAAUGCCAAGCCACAUUCUGUUACAAUAGCAUUUUCUUCAUAGUAAAAGAGUGCAAGUACUAGAUUCGCCUCCCAGCAGUCCAGACCUGUCUCCCAUUGAAAAUACACUUUGUGGCGCAUUAUUAAGCACAAAAUAAGACAACGGUGACCUCCAACUGUAGAGCAACUGAAGUUGUACAUCAAGCAAGAAUGGGAAAUAAUUCCACCUACAAAGCUUCAACAAUUAGUGUCCUCAGUUCCCAAAUGCUUAUUGAGUGUUGUUAAAAGGAAAGGUGGUAAACAUGCCACUGUCCCAGCUUUGUUGGAACAUGUUACAGGCAUCAAAUUCAAAUUGAGUCAAUAUAUGCAAAAAAAACAAGUUUAUCAGUUUGAAUAUUAAAUAUCAUGUCUUUGCACUUUAUUACUGUACUUUUGCUGCUCACAUCUUGUAGGUUUUAUUAUGUACUGUAUGUCUUGUCCAAAUGCAUCUGCUGCAAAUCAAAUUGCCCUUUGAUGGGACAUUUAAUAAAGUUACUGACAUUAA
Phyllopteryx taeniolatus (common seadragon) is the source of this 3546-nucleotide messenger RNA. It is a transcript of the gene cldn10d, whose product is annotated as claudin 10d. Gene Ontology annotation, biological process: cell adhesion; bicellular tight junction assembly. Bases 869 to 1519 code for a protein of 216 amino acids. The record is from RefSeq and is a predicted model, not a curated record. Gene Ontology annotation, molecular function: structural molecule activity. Gene Ontology annotation, cellular component: bicellular tight junction; plasma membrane. The transcript is spliced from 5 exons. Lineage: Eukaryota; Metazoa; Chordata; Actinopteri; Syngnathiformes; Syngnathidae.